Messenger RNA from Dinoponera quadriceps, 5990 nucleotides. RefSeq names its product UDP-N-acetylglucosamine--peptide N-acetylglucosaminyltransferase 110 kDa subunit (gene sxc). Gene Ontology annotation, molecular function: protein binding; protein N-acetylglucosaminyltransferase activity. Bases 1745 to 5017 code for a protein of 1090 amino acids. Gene Ontology annotation, biological process: protein O-linked glycosylation. The record is from RefSeq and is a predicted model, not a curated record. The transcript has 12 exons. NCBI's taxonomy places the organism in Eukaryota, Metazoa, Arthropoda, Insecta, Hymenoptera, Formicidae.
AUUGUAGACCGGAACUAAGGCAGGGUCUACAAUGACAAUUUAAGGCAUAAGCCUUAAGAAAUUGACCAAUCACAGUCGAAUUAUAGAAGAAAAAUCAAUUAUGAUUGGUCAGCUUUUUAAAACUUACACCUUAAAUUCUCACCGUAGACCCCUCUUUACGAGAUAAAAAUAGUAUUAAACAACUAACUUUAGCGGCGAAUUAAUAAGUUUUUAAUCGCCCGCUCAUCGUCGUGGCCUCCGAUUCUCUCCGGAUUCGUUUCCGCCGCGACGGACUCGUGCGUUUGACACACACGGUAUUACCUCUCAUUUCGCCUCGUGGACUUUGUCUUCACGCCGACCGGGUGUACAAAAAAAGGGGGCGUAGAUAAACGCUUUCAGUCGGCGUUUCAUUUCGAUCGGGCGCGCCAAAAAAAACACACAUCGUGUGAUGUGAAAGUAUUCCUUUUUUUUUCCUGGUUUUUUUCAUAAACACACCGUUACACCGCGUGCGCCAUCAGCCGCGUAUGCUUUUGUCACCCCUCCUUCUAUAGCAGGUAUCCCCCUCCUCACUCCCGGCACCCUCUCAUUUACUACUUCCUCCCUUUUGGUUGAACACGACAAUGGAAUAUUCCACUGGGUACCUAUUCCAUCUGCUCUCUGCACUCAGAGGGGAGAUCUCUCCCAUCCCCCCUCCCUUUCCUUCUGUCCCCCCUCACCCCUCUUUAUCGUUAUAGCUUCUCCCGUUUUGAUUCUUUGUGAGGCAGGAGCGUAAGCAGCGUUGUGUUCAUCGAGAAAACUCGGCGACCCGAGUGUGUGCGUGCACAGUCGUUGUUCGGGUUUUCAAAAAAAAAAAAUAGCGAUCAAGGUGCGAAUGAAAAUAUACCCGAGACCUUUGACGGAACGCUUAGAUAAAACUGAAUUCAGUUUCGUGGAUUCGUGAGAAACCUUGGCUGAUCUUUGUGUUGAGACGCCGCUUCUUGCCGCGUCGAGAUUUUUCACGGAACGCUCGAUUUUUCACGAGAAUCUCUAAGCAACGUUCGCAGAACAGUUUGAAUCAGUUUUUAUAUUUAAAAUUGUCUUAAAUAUAUUUUGAGAAACUUCUUAGCCGAUAAAACGAUCGGUACGAAUGCUGUACAGAUUAUUUUACUGGCUGUAGAAAUAUUUAAAGGUAUGUUUAACAUGGUUUUUAAGUAUAAGAACGGGUUGUGAGCAAGUUUUCGAUGCAGUUUAGAAUGUGGCCAAUGAAAAACUUAUCGAGUUGUUCGUAUAAGAUCGCAGGGAUUCUGACUAAAUCGACGAAGAAUAUUACGAGUUAGCCGCCUAUAAACGAAAUCAUGAAUUCUCUGAGAUGACAAAAGACCCUCACCGGCCGGUCGCGCGCGUAGAUACGCUCCUGCACGGUUUCCCUCGGUCUCUCCGUCUCCGCCCGUGUCGACGCGCGACGCGUCAGUCCGCUAUAGCGUCGGCCAAUCGGCUCGUCCGCGCUUCCUGCUCUCUUUCUCUCUCUCUCUCUCUCUCUUCGUGGCCAGGAGGAAGGGUGAAAAAGUGAUCUAGGUAGGCUGUACUGCGGUGAGGCUCGAAACGUAACUAGGCGGACGGAAAACUAGUAGACUAGUGUUCGUGGACGGAACGUGAAACUGUAUAUCGGACGAAACUGAGGACACGAGGAGAGAGGUGAAAAGUGCGGCCGAUCGAAGAUAAUAAGUCCGAGAAGGAGAGUCCUUGUGCUAUCGUCCUGGCAAGCGUGUCGCGAAUAACAGCCGAGAUGAGUGUGCACGUCGCCGAGAAGAAGGGCAACUGCGCGCUGAAAGGCGGCAACGGGUCACUGAUCGCGACCAUCGAGAACGAGGACGGCGACUGGCAAAAUGGACAGAAUCUCCUGGUGGUCACGCAGGAGGCCCCACCGGGCAAGGAGAUGAUGGGCUUCGCCGACAAUCAGAGCAUCAACGUGGCCAUCGACACUUACUGGUUACUGGAACUCGCACACAGAGAAUACCAGGCGGGGGAUUACGAGAAUGCCGAGAGACACUGCAUGCAGUUGUGGCGGCAAGAGACGAACAAUACCGGCGUUCUGCUUCUGUUGUCCUCCAUACACUUUCAGUGUCGCAGGCUGGAUAAAUCGGCGCAUUAUAGCAGCCUGGCGAUAAAGCAAAACCCAUUGCUGGCGGAGGCCUACAGCAAUUUAGGCAAUGUUUACAAAGAGCGCGGUCAGCUGCCGGAGGCAUUGGAGAACUAUCGUCACGCGGUACGGCUGAAGCCCGACUUCAUCGACGGCUACAUCAACCUGGCAGCGGCGCUCGUGGCAGCCGGUGACAUGGAACAGGCCGUUCAAGCAUAUGUCACAGCACUGCAGUACAACCCCGACCUUUAUUGCGUGCGGAGCGAUCUCGGUAAUCUUUUGAAAGCAUUAGCAAGACUUGACGAAGCCAAGGCCUGCUAUUUGAAGGCGAUCGAGACACGGCCGGACUUUGCCGUCGCCUGGAGCAACCUCGGAUGCGUGUUCAACGCACAGGGGGAGAUAUGGCUGGCGAUACACCACUUCGAGAAAGCGGUCGCCCUGGACCCGAAUUUCCUCGACGCCUACAUCAAUCUCGGCAACGUACUGAAGGAAGCUCGUAUCUUCGACAGAGCUGUAGCGGCUUACCUGCGUGCAUUGAAUCUCAGCCCCAACAAUGCGGUCGUCCACGGAAAUUUGGCGUGCGUUUAUUACGAGCAAGGGCUUAUCGACUUGGCUAUCGACACAUAUCGACGUGCUAUCGAGCUACAGCCCAACUUCCCGGAUGCAUACUGCAAUUUGGCGAACGCUCUCAAAGAAAAGGGCCAAGUGGUUGAAGCGGAAGAAUGUUACAAUACCGCCCUCCGACUCUGCCCUACACAUGCCGAUUCUCUCAAUAACUUGGCCAACAUAAAACGCGAGCAAGGCUUCAUCGAGGAGGCAACUCGUCUGUAUCUUAAGGCUCUGGAGGUAUUUCCGGAAUUCGCGGCCGCCCACAGCAAUCUCGCCUCUGUUCUGCAACAACAGGGCAAGCUGAACGAGGCGCUGAUGCAUUAUAAAGAGGCAAUUCGCAUACAGCCGACUUUCGCCGACGCUUACUCAAAUAUGGGCAAUACGUUGAAAGAAAUGCAGGACAUCCAAGGCGCUUUGCAGUGCUACACGAGAGCGAUACAGAUCAAUCCGGCGUUCGCCGACGCUCAUUCCAAUUUGGCAUCGAUCCACAAGGAUUCCGGCAACAUUCCCGAAGCGAUUCAGUCCUACCGAACCGCGCUCAAGCUGAAGCCGGACUUUCCGGACGCCUAUUGCAAUCUGGCGCAUUGUCUGCAGAUAGUGUGCGACUGGACCGACUACGAGGCAAGAAUGAAGAAGCUGGUGUCCAUAGUUGCCGAACAGCUGGACAAGAAUAGGCUGCCUAGCGUGCAUCCGCAUCAUUCCAUGCUCUAUCCGUUGUCGCACGAAUUCAGGAAGGCGAUCGCCGCCAGGCACGCAAAUCUCUGCAUCGAGAAGAUCCACGUUCUUCACAAACAACCGUACAAGUAUCCACGAGCGAUCAGCGCACGGCUAAAGAUCGGUUACGUCUCGUCCGAUUUCGGCAAUCACCCGACCAGCCACCUGAUGCAAUCGAUCCCCGGUCUGCACGAUCGCGAGAAAGUCGAGAUAUUCUGCUACGCCCUCAGCAGCGACGACGGCACGACCUUCCGCGCAAAGAUCGCGCGCGAGGCGGAGCACUUCGUCGACCUGUCGCAGGUCGCGUGCAACGGCAAAGCCGCCGACCGCAUCAACGCGGAUGGCAUCCACAUUCUCGUGAAUAUGAACGGCUACACGAAGGGCGCCAGAAACGAGAUAUUCGCGCUCAGACCAGCCCCGGUGCAGGUCAUGUGGCUGGGUUAUCCCGGCACCUCCGGCGCCAGUUUCAUGGAUUAUCUCAUCACGGACGAGGUCACAUCGCCGUUGGAACUCGCCAGUCAGUACAGCGAGAAGCUCGCUUACAUGCCGCACACCUACUUCAUCGGGGACCACAAGCAAAUGUUCCCUCAUCUCAAGGAACGUUUGAUCCUGACGGACAAGUUGAACCAGAAAGGCAAGGUGGCGGACAACGUGGCAGUGAUCAAUGCCACCGAUCUGUCCCCGAUGAUUGAGAACACCCUGGUGAAGGAAAUACGCGAGGUCGUCGUGCCGGACGCCAAGAACAAACCGGUCGAGAUCUCUUUGAAGGUCGCGGAGUUACCGACCACCACUCCGAUCGAGACGAUGAUCGCUUCCGGGCAGUGUCAAAUGUCCGUGAACGGCGUCGUCGUGCAAAACGGCAUGGCCACCACCCAGGUGAACAACAAGACCGCUACCGGCGAAGAGGUGCCGCAGAAUAUCGUCAUUACGACCAGGCAGCAGUACGGUUUGCCCGAGGACGCCGUUGUGUACUGCAACUUCAAUCAGUUGUACAAGAUCGACCCGCUCACUCUUCACAUGUGGGCACAUAUUUUGAAACAUGUGCCAAACUCCGUGCUGUGGUUACUUCGUUUCCCGGCGGUCGGCGAGCCGAAUCUCCAGGCGACCGCGCAGCAACUGGGUCUCGUACCCGGGAGGAUCCUGUUCAGCAACGUCGCCGCCAAGGAGGAACACGUUAGACGAGGCCAAUUGGCUGACGUAUGUUUAGACACGCCGCUCUGCAACGGACAUACGACCAGUAUGGACGUGUUGUGGACCGGCACGCCGGUGGUCACACUGCCAGGCGAGACUUUGGCCUCUCGCGUCGCCGCUAGUCAAUUGAAUACGCUCGGCUGUCCCGAACUGGUGGCGCGUACGCGCCAAGAGUACCAGGAGAUCGCGAUCAGGCUCGGCACCGAUAGAGAAUACUUAAAAGCCACCCGAGCCAAGGUAUGGAAGGCCCGAUCGGACAGUCCGCUAUUCAAUUGCAAGUUAUACGCGAUGGGUAUGGAGCUGCUGUACACGAAGAUGUGGGAGCGUUACUCGCACGGGGAAAGCCCCGACCACGUGUCGGCCGUCGACAAGAACGACAGCCAGAUGUCGUCGGGCAUGUCCUAAACGGCUUUUACUUUUACGACACGCCUCACGAUCACUUCACUCAGCUUCGACUCUCUGCGAUUAACGAUUUCUCUCCCCCGAAAACUUGAGCAUUUACAAGCAAUCAUGGGUAAUAUAUCUUACUCCCGCACUCGAGGACCUCGUAUUAAAUUUUCCGUAUCACCGCCAACUGCUGUUUUUUUACGAUAAAUUCAUGGAGUUUAGAAUAGACAGUAGACGUUAAUAUAUACCGCAAUAUACAAGUCCGAAUACGCGCGAAACGUUAAAGAAAAAGUCGCGGGUUAAUUUUUUGCGCACGAUAAUCCGAACAGUGCUCUCCUCUAUUGUUCUUGUGACGUGUGAUUGUUUUUCUUUUUAUUUUUUUUUUUCAACGUGAUAUUUUCUCUUCCUUCUUUUAAACAUUUAUUUCUUCCGAUCGAGUCGAAUUUUUAGCGAAAAGCUUGAAAGAAGAAUAUGGAGACACGCACGAUCUUAUCCGGGAACACGAGAAAUUUAGACAAGGCUUUGGAAAGUUCAAGAACGCAAAGACAAUAGUGGGGAGGAGGUUCGAAUGAUGUUGAUUGAAUUGUACAGGGAGAACGAUAUGUUCCGUUUUUCUUUAAAUUCCCGCAGAUGGUUGUUGCUUUUUCGCAGAAAUGUGAUCUCAUAUUGUAUCUGUGGAACGAAGUUUACUUGUCGAUAGAUUCUCGUAUAUCUUUUCGAGAAACGAAGGAGGAGGGAGGCUCCGAUGCUCCAAAAACACUAUGAAUUUUCGAGUGCUAGAAAACUCGAGGAUGAAAAGAAAUUCGAGAAAUUUGAAGAAAAAUAAAAACAGAGAUGUACGCAAUUAUAUUUUAUGCGAGAAUUUCUUUUUCCGUAGGAUUUAAUUUCACGCGAAAUUCGCCGUAAGUUUAAUUUUUUUUUUUUGCGAUUGAGAGUCCAUUGUACAUUUUGCUUGUUAUUUCACUCGUAUCGAUUUGACGAAAAAAAAAAA